Molecule: messenger RNA, 975 nt
Organism: Fonsecaea multimorphosa CBS 102226
Lineage: Eukaryota; Fungi; Ascomycota; Eurotiomycetes; Chaetothyriales; Herpotrichiellaceae
Exons: 3
Coding region: 1-975 (324 amino acids)
Molecular function (GO): oxidoreductase activity
Source: RefSeq, a predicted model, not a curated record
AUGUUCCCCCAAGAGCAGACAGUCUUUCGGCUCACCCUAGGCAAAGGUCUCGACGGACUCCAAGCAUUCAAAGAGCCUCUCACGGCCAUCGGCGACUAUGAAGUCCUCAUCAAGGUUCACAGUGUUGCCAUCAACUACCGCGACAUUGCCAUCUCGCGUGGAAUAUAUCCACUGGCGGUCAAAGACAACGUCGUGCCGUGCACCGACAUGGCGGGCGAGGUUCUUCAGGUCAGCAAGCAGGUUGACAACCUCUCGGUGGGCGACGCCGUGGUUGCGGCCAUUAGCUCUUCAACCUUGUACGGCACAGUCAAAGACCAGGACCACACCCUUGGAAGUACCCAAGACGGCGUACUGCGAGAAUAUAUCGUCCUACCAGUGCAUCAGGUCAUCAAGCUACCCAAGUCCUCCCACACCUUGACUGAAUGGUCUGCCAUGGUGGCGACGGCUUCAACAAUGUGGAAUUGUUUUUAUGGCUCCUCACCCCUGAAACCGGGCCAAACUGUACUCAUUCAAGGAACUGGUGGGGUAGCAUUAACCGCUCUCAUCUUUGCACGAGCCGCGGGUGCAACCACGAUCAUCACGUCGUCCAGUGAUGAGAAGCUGGCAGCCGUGAAAGCCAAAUACAGGCCCGACCACACGAUCAACUACAAGACUCAUCCGAACUGGGCUGCCGAAGUGCAGCGCAUCACCAAUGGCGACGGAGCCGACCAUAUCAUCGAGAAUGGCGGGAUUGGAACAAUUCGACAGAGCAUCGAGUGCGCGGCAAUGGGUGGCAGCAUAUAUUUGGUUGGCUUUCUCACAGGCGUGCCACAGGGCCAGGUGCCUGAUGUGGUUUCAUUAGCACUAUCAAAGGGCCUCCGGCUCCAGGGCAUUCUAGCCGGAUCCAAACAGCAACUCGAGGAGGCCGUGCGAUUCAUUGGUAGCCGCAAUCUGCCUGUGCCAGUGGACAGAACCUUCGCGUCAACAUACUGGUAA